Glossina fuscipes is the source of this 1600-nucleotide messenger RNA. RefSeq names its product protein UXT (gene Uxt). The transcript has 2 exons. Gene Ontology annotation, biological process: negative regulation of transcription by RNA polymerase II. Gene Ontology annotation, molecular function: transcription corepressor activity. The record is from RefSeq and is a predicted model, not a curated record. The coding region runs from base 50 to 481 and encodes 143 amino acids. Lineage: Eukaryota; Metazoa; Arthropoda; Insecta; Diptera; Glossinidae.
AAAAUCAGUUUAUUUUUUAUGGAUAUAAAUUAAAAUUUCAAUUAAAAAUAUGCCUAAUUUUGCAACGGAAAAUCUCGAAAUUUUCAUCAAUGAUGUUCUAAAGGAGGAUCUCAAAUAUCUAGAUCGUUACAUUACAAAAUACAAUGAGGAAAUUAUGGAAUUCGUACAGUUAAAAAACACAAUACAAACAUUGCAAGAACAUCAGCCUACAGGUUAUAAAACUCAAAUGAAUAUUGGUGCAAAUUUAUUUAUGGAAGCAAAAGUUGAUGACCUUAAUACUAUACUAGUAGAUAUAGGCAAAGGUGUUUUUAUACCAUUCACGUUGGAAGAAGCGCUUCGUUUCAUUGAUUUUAAAAUAAAAAUUUUGACCAAAGAAUGUGAUGUGCUGCGUGAGGAAAGUAUUAAGAAACGUUCCGAACUCAAAGUGACGUUAAUGUAUAUAGCGGAAGAGGAGAAGUUGAAUGAAAUAGAAAAUCCGUAAUAAAUUUUAAUGCAAUUUUAAAGAAAUUCCAUUUAAAUUUCUAUUCAGAUAGUUAGCUCAUGUUUCGCAGAAGGGGCAAUUUAAGAAAGAUGAGAAAAAUAAACCUAUUGGCAUGGAUCUUGUUCGUUGAAUGGCUACAUAAUAACUGGUGCAUAUAUAUAUAUAUAUCUAUAUAUUCAGUAUGACGCCUAUGUUUGGCUAAUGGAUGAUGAGCAAAGAAAGGAGAUCGAAUAGAAUUUUAUUGGUUAUAGUGAUUGGAUAUACGAAAAGAGCUUAACUUACACAGCAUUUGAUCAAGUAUUUGUAGACUGACAUAAAAUUCAACAUCAAUUGGAAUACUUACUGCGUAUAAACUUCAAAUUUUCUUGUACCUAUCUACCUACAUGCCUCCAUAUGGAUGCUAGUAAACAUCGGCGAUACAUUGCUUUGUGCAGAGAUCACGCACAAGGCAUCCUAAUCCAUAUUGGCGGUGCCGAGAAGUAGAAGGUUUUUUUCCUCUCGUCAUCUAAUAUUCAUUUCAAAAAAAGUUUCAGAAUAUGUUUUCAAUCGCAGAUAUGUAAGUUUUUCAAAUUUCUUUCUAACAAGCGAGAUUGCAAACGGCCGCAAGAGAUAUUUCUAUCAGGCAGGGCUGCGGAUACAUUGCAGCCACUAUCAAAUUUUUUCUGUCAUUUACGCCUAUGUGUAUGUUACAAAUUUUUAACACAAUUUCUCCAAUCAUGCUUCAGCAAAAGAGAGACAAAUGCGUGGAUGGACGGACUAGCUUUGUCAAGUCGGGUAGGAAGCUUUCGAUGUUUAAAAAUAGCAUGCAGGGUCUCUAAUGCAUACUAAAGGGCAAAAUCGAUUUGAGAAAGGGUCACGCCUUAGUGAUUACAAAAUGAUGAACGUAUUAAGUGUUCUAGCAGGACCAGUUCACGUAGCUUAUAGUUUUUUCUAUAUUGGAUGGUUGGUCGUGGACUAGAUGCAUCUUCAAAUUUGAUCUACCGCUCGUCAUCCUGUAUAUUUUUGGGAUUUUGAUCGAGCUAAUAAGACGCGCAUAUGAAAGACGUACGCUUGAGCACAAUUAAAUUGACGGCGAAUGUUUCAAAGGUCAGGAUAUAUGGAAGUUCUAAUGGACUUUGU